AUGUGUAAAAUGGGGGAGAAAAAAUCAAAAUUUGAAGUGUGUGAUUUUGGAGCUUGGACUAUGAAUGUUGUGAGUUCUGUGGGCAUUAUCAUGGCCAACAAGUUGCUCAUGAACCCCCAGGGCUUUGCUUUUGGUUUUGCAACAACUUUGACUGGCUUCCACUUUUCAGCAACCUCCUUGGUUGGUUUAGUGUCAAACGCUGCUGGUUACUCCACAUCAAAGCAUGUCCCAUUAUGGGAACUCAUUUGGUUUUCGAUUGUCGCAAACACAUCGAUCGCAGGGAUGAACUUCAGCCUCAUGCUCAACUCUGUCGGAUUUUACCAGAUAUCAAGGCUAAGCAUGAUUCCUGUGGUGUGUAUUAUGGAGUGGAUUCUCCACGGGAAACACUACUCAAGGGAAGUGAAAAUGGCCGUGGCAAUGGUAGUAAUAGGUGUCGGAGUCUGUACGGUGACCGACGUCAAAGUUAACGCCAAAGGUUUUCUCUGUGCUUGUGUAGCAGUUUUCUCCACAUCCUUGCAACAAAUUACAAUAGGUUCCUUACAGAAGAAAUACUCAAUAGGCUCUUUUGAAUUGUUGAGCAAGACAGCUCAAAUUCAAGCUAUUUUCCUUCUACUUUGCGGUCCAUUCAUCGAUUACUGCUUGACCGGAAAUUUCAUAUCAAGCUAUAACCUUUCCAUUGGAGCCGUUAUUUUUAUCCUACUCUCUUGCACUUUAGCGGUAUUCUGCAACAUCAGCCAAUACCUCUGUAUUGGGCGUUUCUCAGCUGUGUCCUUCCAGGUUUUAGGCCACAUGAAAACUGUGUGUGUCCUAUCAAUGGGUUGGUCACUCUUUGAUAUGGAGAUGGGUCUGAAAAACAUACUUGGAAUGGCGCUUGCCGUAAUCGGCAUGAUCGUCUACAGUUGGGCUGUGGAGGCUGAGAAGCAAGCUGCUUCUGCCAAAAUCUUUAUUCCUUCAAUGAAAGAAGAAAAUAUCAAGUUGCUAAUUAGUGAGAGAAGUGAACAGAAUUUGAGAUCUUGA
Molecule: messenger RNA, 1017 nt
Organism: Morus notabilis
Lineage: Eukaryota; Viridiplantae; Streptophyta; Magnoliopsida; Rosales; Moraceae
Product: UDP-rhamnose/UDP-galactose transporter 1
Exons: 5
Coding region: 1-1017 (338 amino acids)
Cellular component (GO): Golgi apparatus
Molecular function (GO): antiporter activity; UDP-galactose transmembrane transporter activity
Source: RefSeq, a predicted model, not a curated record